Molecule: messenger RNA, 4443 nt
Organism: Sceloporus undulatus (fence lizard)
Lineage: Eukaryota; Metazoa; Chordata; Lepidosauria; Squamata; Phrynosomatidae
Product: dynein axonemal heavy chain 2-like
Exons: 29
Coding region: 13-4443 (1476 amino acids)
Biological process (GO): microtubule-based movement
Cellular component (GO): dynein complex
Molecular function (GO): dynein light intermediate chain binding; minus-end-directed microtubule motor activity; dynein intermediate chain binding
Source: RefSeq, a predicted model, not a curated record
AGGAUCAUCAGCAUGCUGUCCCCAGAGGAGAGGGGCCUUUUCAAGGAGCGCAUCCGCUACCUAGACAGGAAGAUCCAGCCUGGCCUGAAGAAGCUCCACUGGUCGCUCAAGGGGGCAAGUGCUGCCUUCAUCUCUGAAUGCCGACUGCAUGCUAGCAAGGUGCAGACCAUUGUGAAUGAAUACAAGGCAGCCACCUUGGCGAUUGCUCGCAGGGCCCAACAGAUGAGUGAAGCUUUGCUUGUCCAGAUCACUGGCAAGAGGGUCUACAAUGACCUGGAGUUUGAAGAGGACCAAAAGGAGCAUCGAGAGUCCAUACAGAAGAAGCUGAUUAAUUUCUACGAAGACAGCAUUGCUGUCAUGAGGCAGACAUAUGAAGUCUUCAAGAAUGAUGGGCCAGAGGUCCAACAGUACUGGUACAAUUACACCAUUAAGAUGAAUAAGAUGAUGGAGGAUGCCCUGAGGUUGAAUGUCAAAUGGUCCCUGAUGGAGCUCUCCAAAGCCAUCAAUGGGGAUGGCAAGACAAGCCCAAACCCCCUCUUCAGGGUGAAGGUGAUUCUGCAGGACAACUAUCCUCAGACCCCUCAGGUAGAGUUUUCUCCAACACUAGUCCAGUUGGCCAACAUGGUCAAUGACAUCAGCACCCACUUGAUCGCCAGCAUCGCUGUCUUCCGUCACCUCCCAGAAAUUCUUGUCAGGCGCAAGUUUGCUCGUGACCCCAUCGCUACUCUUGUGGAACGGGAUGAAGACAUAAAGAAAAUCCAGUCACAGAUCAGUAGUGGCAUGCAGAGCAAUGCAGCACUCCUCCAGGGCUACCUGAAGACCUGGGAUGUCUACCGUGAGAUCUGGGAAGUCAACAAAGAUGCCUUCAUCAACCGCUAUCGACACCUAAACCCAAUGGUGUCUUCCUUUGAUGCUGACACUGCUCGAUACAUGGAGGUGGCUAACAAUGCCCAGAAGGAGGAGACGGUGCUGAGCAUCCAGUUUGUGCUCCUGGACUGCUCUCACCUUAAGGCAGCGGUGGUCCAGCACUGCAUCGAGUGGCAGAACAAGCUCACCCACCUGCUGAAUGAGAUGGCCAGCAGCCGCCUGUGGGAGCUCCACACCUACCUGCAGGAUAAUGCUGCUGACGUCAGCCGGCCCCCGCAGACCCUGGAGGAGCUCAGCAGAAGCCUCCAGCUCCACGAGACUCUUCAAAACGAAUUGCCUAAGAUUGAGGCGCAGAUCCCACCCAUCCAUGAGCAGUUUGCCAUCCUUGAAAAGUAUGAGGUGGCUGUGGAAGAAGAGGUUCUGCAACUGUUAGGAGACCUCAACUCAGAGUGGCUGGCCUUCCAGCAAUGCAUCCUGGACAGUGAAGUCAUGCUCAAGAAGCAUAAGGAGAAGUUCAAGACAAGUCUCAUCCAUUGUGCAGAUGACUUGAAAAAGAAGGCUCAGAGUCUCCUUCAAGACUUCGGCACCAAUGGUCCUUUCACCAGUGCCUUGUCUGCUGAUGCAGCGCUAGACCAAAUUGCAGCCAUGAGGCAGUUGCUGGCCAAAUUGAAGGAGGAAGAGAACACUCUUCGCUCUAACCUGGGCAUCUUCAAGAUUGACCAACCUGCCUCCAAAGACCUUCAAAAGUUGGAGAGAGAGCUGGAUUACAUUCAGCAAGUGUGGGAGAUUACAAAGGAGUGGGAGGACCACUGGAAUGAGUGGAAGAAUGUAAGCUUCAAGACUUUGAAGACAGAAGUGAUGGAGAACACGGCCUUUGCACUUUUCCGGCAGCUGAAUAAGCUGAGUAAGGAGCUGAAGGAUCGGAACUGGGAAAUAAUUGAGACUUCCAAGUCAAAGAUCGAACAGUUUAAGAGGACAAUGCCCUUGAUCACUGACCUUAGGAAUCCAGCCUUGCGGGAAAGACACUGGGAUCAGGUGAAAGAUCUGGUCCUCCGUACAUUUGAUCAGGAUGCCGAGGAUUUCAGGCUGGAGAAUAUCAUUGAGCUGGGCCUGGAUAAACAUGUGGUGAAGAUUGGUGAGAUCUCUGCCUCAGCCACCAAGGAGCUGGCAAUUGAGCAGGCUCUCAUAAACAUUGCCAAGACAUGGGAAACCACCUCCUUGGACAUUGUGCCCUACAAGGAUAAGGGACACCACCGAAUCCGAGGUACAGAGGAUGUCUUCCAAGCCCUGGAAGAUAACCAGGUGGCCCUAUCCACAAUGAAGGCCUCACGUUUUGUGAAGCCCUUCGAGAAGGAAGUGGACCGUUGGGAGCGCUGCCUCUCGCUCAUCUUGGAAGUGAUUGAGAUGCUGCUUGUCGUGCAACGACAGUGGAUGUACAUGGAGAACAUCUUCUUGGGUGAAGACAUUCGCAAGCAGUUGCCUAGUGAGUCAGCUUCCUUUGACCAAAUCAACAGCAGCUGGAAAACCAUCAUGGACCGCUUCGUCAAGGACAACAAUGCUUUACGGGCCACCCAUUUCCCAGGACUACUGGACAGGCUGGUGGAAAUGAAUGCUUCCCUAGACGAAAUCCAGAAGUCUCUUGACAUGUAUCUGGAGACCAAGCGCCACAUCUUCCCUCGCUUCUACUUCCUGUCCAACGAUGACCUUUUGGAAGUCCUGGGUCAGUCACGCAACCCAGAAGCUGUCCAGCCCCACCUGAAAAAGUGCUUUGAUAACAUCAAAUGCCUCAAGAUGCAGAAGAUUGGCCUGACAAACCGAUUUGAAGCCUUGGGCAUGUUCUCCUUGGAUGGUGAAUAUGUAGAUUUCACACACUCUGUGCUACUAGAGGGACCCGUGGAGGAGUGGCUGUGUGACGUGGAACCUGCCAUGCGCUGGACUUUGAGGGAGGUGCUGAAGAACUGCCGACUUGCCUUGAAGAAGAUGUUGACCAAGCGGGACAAAUGGGUGAAGGAGUGGCCUGGACAGAUGGUGAUCACUGCUAGCCAGAUCCAGUGGACAGCUGACGUUAGCAAGUGCCUGGUCACCUGCAAAGACCGCGGUGACAAGAAAUAUCUCAAGACCAUGAAGAAGAAGCAGGUAUCCAUGUUAAACAAAUAUUCGGAGGCCAUCCGAGGCAACCUGACCAAAAUCAUGCGCCUGAAGAUCGUGGCAUUGGUGACGGUGGAAGUCCACGCCCGGGAUGUCAUUGAGAGGCUCUACAAGAGUGGCUUUAUCGAUGUGACAUCCUUUGAGUGGCUGAGCCAGCUUCGCCUCUACUGGGAGAAGGACCUGGACGACUGUGUCAUCCGACAGACCAACACUCAGUUUGCCUAUGGCUAUGAAUAUUUGGGAAACUCUGGGCGGCUGGUCAUCACUCCACUUACUGACAGGUGCUACAUGACCCUGACCACAGCCCUCCACCUCCACCGGGGAGGGUCCCCCAAAGGCCCUGCAGGCACCGGUAAGACGGAGACAGUGAAGGACCUGGGCAAAGCAUUGGGCAUGUACGUGAUUGUGGUGAAUUGCUCUGAAGGUCUGGACUACAAAUCGAUGGGGCGCAUGUACUCUGGCCUGGCACAAACAGGCGCCUGGGGCUGCUUUGAUGAGUUCAACCGCAUCAACAUUGAGGUGCUGUCUGUGGUGGCCCAGCAGAUCCUUUCCAUCCUCUCAGCUUUAGCUGCCAGCAUGACUCGCUUCACCUUUGAAGGCCAUGAAAUCAACUUGGUGUGGUCUUGUGGCAUUUUUAUCACCAUGAACCCAGGAUAUGCUGGGCGCACAGAGCUUCCUGACAAUCUCAAGUCUAUGUUCCGUCCUAUCUCCAUGGUGGUACCUGACUCCACCCUCAUUGCAGAAAUCAUCCUCUUUGGAGAAGGCUUCAAUAACUGCAAGGUCCUAGCCAAGAAGGUCUACACCUUGUACUCAUUGGCCGUGCAGCAGCUCUCCAAGCAGGACCACUAUGACUUUGGCCUCCGGGCACUCACAUCUCUGCUCCGUUACGCUGGGAAGAAGCGCAGGGUUCGGCCUGACCUUACAGAUGAGGAGGUUCUUCUCAUGGCCAUGAAGGACAUGAAUAUAGCCAAACUGACAUCCAGUGAUGUGCCCCUCUUCAACGCUAUCAUUCAGGACCUCUUUCCGGGCAUCGAAUGCCCUGUCAUUGAUUAUGGAAAGAUCAAGGAAGUGCUUGAGCAGGAGUUGAGGAAAAUGGGGCUUCAGGUGAUCCCCUUCACUAUAACCAAGGUGAUCCAGCUGUACGAGACCAAGAACUCCCGCCACUCCUCCAUGAUUGUGGGCAACACAGGCAGCGGCAAGACUGUCACCUGGCGUGCCUUGCAAGCUACCCUCUGUAGCCUGCACAAGAGCGGAGACCCCACUGGCAACAUAGUCCGGGAAUUCCCCUUGAACCCGAAGGCAGUUUCCUUGGGUGAGCUGUACGGAGAGUACGACCUCAACACCAAUGAAUGGACAGACGGCAUUCUGUCCAGUGUGAUGCGAACGGCCUGUGCAGAAAAUGAGCUAGAGUUGCGUCUUCUUCCAUAA